Solanum pennellii is the source of this 1406-nucleotide messenger RNA. RefSeq lists its product as uncharacterized. The transcript is spliced from 3 exons. The record is from RefSeq and is a predicted model, not a curated record. Lineage: Eukaryota; Viridiplantae; Streptophyta; Magnoliopsida; Solanales; Solanaceae. Bases 325 to 1116 code for a protein of 263 amino acids.
CCCUUUAGCACCUACUCUGUUCUGAACCCAAACGUUAAAACCGCCCCUUCUCUCUCUGGCUACCUCAUAUAUAUAUAUAUAUACACUCUAUACGUAAACUAAUCCAACAUAAAUGUGAAGAAAAAUGGCAAAAAGCUUUGAAAGAUUAACAAUUUUAUGAAACCCCCUUUUCAGUUCUUCUUCUCUCAAGUUUUUCUUCACAAAAUCUUGAAAUUAAAGUGAAAAAAGGAAGGAAAUUUGAGUCAUUUUCUGGUCUGUGUUUGUUUAACGAGGGGAGAAAUUUUGGGAUUUUGGGUUUGUUUAGACAUUUGGAUUGAGUGUUUGAUGACUAUGGAACCAGAAAGAUCGAAACCUCUGCACAAUUUUACCUUACCUUAUGGGUUGAAGUGGGGGAACCAGAGGCAUUUGAGGUGUGCGAAGGUGGAAUCUAAUGGAGAAAUCUCUUCUGUUCAUCGGAGGUCAAAUGGGUCUGAGUCGAUCGGACGUAGGAUGGAGAUGGAGAUUGAAAUGGUGAACCGGCGUGGAUCAAACGAUCGGUUUACCCGGAAAUUCAGGUCGCCGGGAAAAGAGGAUGAUGGUGACGGAAUCGGAGCUGUGAGAGAGAAACUGAUGUUUGAUCUCUUAACAGAAGCUGAUAAGAUGAAAGAAACAAUCUUCAAAGAAGGUAUGGAAGAACAACCCAAGAAGUUUCCGUCGCCGUCGCCGGCACCGGCGACAACUAUGACUGGAGCUGUAUCUGACGCUGCUGCUGACUUAUCUCGUCCAUGGAACUUAAGGACUCGCCGUGCUGCUUGUAAGGAGCCUAAUGGAUUCGUCGCCGGCGCCGGUGCUGUUGCCGGUGGAUCGAAAGGUGGGCUAAAGAUUGAUACUAACAGAACAAAUGCUCCAUCUGCCGGAGCUGCUUCAGUCGGCGAGAAGAAACAAAAGGUCAAGUUUUCCGUUCCUCUUUCCCGACGAGAAAUCGAUGAAGAUUUCAUGGCCAUGGCCGGACAUCGACCCCCUCGUCGUCCCAAGAAACGACCUAGAUUGGUUCAAAAGAAUUUAGAUAUGAUAUUUCCAGGUUUAUGGUUGACAGAAAUAACAGCUGAUAUGUACAAAGUGCCUGAUGAUCAAUAGAUUGUUGUUAAGAUGGGAAGGUGAUAGCGCGAUUUUCUGAUGAAAAAGACGAUACAUUUGUGGACUGAUUAUCGAGUAGUGUAGUUGGAAAUCUGAUGUGAUACCAUAGAUUUUGUUCAGGUAAACUGAAAUGGGGAUGUAAAAUAGGGAGAAAGUUUAAUUAGUUGCUCUAUGAGGAGGAUGUUAAUUCUGUUUUAAUGAAAGAUUUGUUAAUCUUUCUCUGUUUAUGUUCAUUGGAACAAGUUUUUAAUAUAUAGUUUGUGUGCAGUUUUGCACACUUUGAGAUUCAA